Molecule: messenger RNA, 3466 nt
Organism: Pangasianodon hypophthalmus (striped catfish)
Lineage: Eukaryota; Metazoa; Chordata; Actinopteri; Siluriformes; Pangasiidae
Gene: ecsit
Product: ECSIT signaling integrator
Exons: 8
Coding region: 226-1560 (444 amino acids)
Cellular component (GO): mitochondrion
Source: RefSeq, a predicted model, not a curated record
AACCAACGCCAAGCGGAACCAAUGAGCGCGCACAUGUUUCUCAUCGUUUAAGGGGAACGCGAGCGGUGACGGACCAGGAAGUCAUCUUGCCGGUGUGCAGGGAUUGAAGGAGAUUUGACCGAUAUCCUGCAGAAUGCUGAAUUAUGUGAUUCUUGUUUUGACUGCCAUUUCCUAAAUAAAGGAGAUUUACCUCAAACAACACAAGAAGACAUGUUUUAAUUUGACAUGGCAAUGGCCAGCAGAUUUCUCUUACAAAUCCAUCAUACUGGAUGCAUCACGUCCACGGUUAUCCCUGCAGCUACUCGACUGGACCCACGGCUCUGCUAUGGUCAUGUGCCAAGGUGGUUCCAUUGCAGUCCAGCGUUUUGCAAGAGUAAAUCAGACAGUACAAAUCUUCAGGAAAUAAUAGAGCAUGAGACUGAGAAAAAGACUAAAUCUUUGGUCACACACGAUGAUCUGUUUGAGCAAGCAGCCAGAGAUGCAAAGAGCAAAGCCAAUUUCACCCGAGUGCUGGACACCUUCAACAAGAAGGACAUCCGCCGGCGUGGGCAUGUGGAGUUUAUUUACGCUGCUCUGAAGAAAAUGCCUGAAUUCGGAGUGGAGCGAGACAUCACAGUCUACAACAAACUCUUGGAUGUAUUUCCCAAAGAGGUGUUUGUGCCACGGAACUUUAUUCAGAGGAUGUUCAACCACUACCCCAGGCAACAGGAGUGUGGCGUGCAGGUGCUGGAGCAAAUGGAAAAUUACGGAAUUAUGCCUAACAUGGAAACUAAAGUCCUCCUGGUUCAGAUCUUUGGAGAGAAGAGCCACCCGAUGAGGAAGUACCAGCGUAUCAUGUACUGGUUUCCCAAAUUCAAGAAUAUAAAUCCAUUCCCAGUGCCUCAUGAGCUCCCGCAAGACCCAGUGGACCUUGCCCGCUUCAGCCUCACCCGCAUCACUAAUGACCUGGAUGCUAAAAUUACUGUUUAUCAGCUUCCCUCAACACACAUCACAGAGGCAGGAGAGGAGAUCUCACACCCACAUAUCGUUGGCAUCCAGAGUCCAGAGCAGUGCGGUCUGCUUGCCAAGCACAACCCAAACAGACCUGUGUUUGUGGAAGGCCCCUUUCCUCUGUGGCUCAGGAAGACCUGUGUACAUUAUUAUCUGCUCCGAGCCGACCCUAUCCCCCCUGAAGAGCAGAAAGAGGAGGAUCCUGAUCCUGAGUUGAUUGGUCCAGAGCAGAGCUUCUUCUAUCCCCAGUAUAUUGACCUUGACCUCAACAGAGACUUGGGAGACGAUGACAGAUUUGAUGUGGAUGAUGUGGUGGAAGGGGCAGUCUAUGCCAUGUGCAUGACAGGACAGGGUGAUCAGGCUACACUAGCCAAGUGGAUCAGUGGGCUGCAGGAGAACAACCCAGUCUUAGGGCAGGUUCCCACUGUGUUUCGUCUCGAUUCUGGAUUCAGAGAACUGCAGAAAGCUGAAGAUACUCGCCAUGAUUCUGAACAAAAUCAACAUCCGGGAGCUGAAGACGAGCACAUCAUAGAGGAGGAAGUAUUGCACUCACAGGGUAUGAAGCGGUGACUGGGCAGCAGUCAGUGGAGUGUGUGUUUUUGGAAAUUAGUCAAGAGCUAGACAAAGGCCUUGGGCUCUGGUUUGUCCCUCGAGUAGCCAAAUGCUGGUAACCUUAUUUGUUAAAUAAACUAAGAUUAUUUGGCUACAACAAGAUGCUUUGUGUUGGCUCUCAAUUCAGAUACUACUAUCGUUUUUUCUUUCAGUUCACAUAGAGCUGCACAGAUUAUACCAUAGAGUAUACCAUUUGAAAGUAUAUUUGAGACUGGUGUUAAGAUAAUUUCAUGAGAAAGGUACCCUACUGAAGGUUGCAUAGUGUUGUUUGUGUGAGUUUGCUAAAAGCUAUCAGUAAAAUAAAUAAGUUCUCUUUAUACAUCCCUGUUCUGUUUCUGCAGUCUUUGGUGGAAACAUUGGGGACAAGUUUCUGUAAAGCAACUAACCAUUAAUGUGUUGUUACAUGGUAGAGCGAGCAUCAGAUCGAACACUCUAGCAGUUAAGAUGGUGUUAUUUUUACAGUGCUUUGAGAAACUAGGUUCUGUCCAGAACAAAACUGAACAAGAGAUUUCUGAGGAAUUUACAUUUGUCAUAAGUUCUGCAAAUCUAAGAAUGGUGUGCAAACUUGUUUUCACCUGAUGCAAAGGGAAAUGAAAGUUAAAUGUGCUGGAUUAGUUUUGACUAAGUAUGAUUAACAACAGAUGUGAGGCAGUAAGUAUAUAAAUAUCAUUUCAAAGCUGUAUUACUGAAACCAGUUUUUAUAAAGCAGAUUACUGUUCCAAUACAAUUCUGAUGUAGAUUUCAGUUUGGUUUAUGUUUUUUAAAUAAGUAAUUAAAUAAGUAAAUAAGAAUUGGUGUAUCCUAUUUUUAUAUUGCUCUUCACUAUUCUAAGAAUUUCUAAAUGUACUAUAUAUAAUUUUCAUUUCCUAUUACUCAUUUAUAUUAGUCAUUGCCAUCCUUCUGAUUUAACCCCCUCCAAACAUUUUAGAGGUAUUUCCCCAAUUAAAUUAAAUGACAUUUGUCAAACUUUCAAGAUAAAACCACUAAACCUGUUGAGCUUUUGAGUAUAAAUGCAAUCUGCUUUUCUCAUCUCUAGUCAUAUUUUCCCCAAACAUGUUAAAAUAUGUCCCAAACAUAUUUAAUGCCGUUAUGUUUUUUAUAGCAUACGAGCUAUAAAAAACAUGCCUUCAUGCCUCCAUCAUCCAACAGAAACUCACUGACUUCCUUAAAAUUUACUAUUUAAGUGUUCUAAUAUCGACCUUUAAAUCUUGUGACUAAACAGAGUUCAGAUGUGACACAAGAGUCAGAAAGUAAAAUGAAUACCAAAUUCUUUAUUCUUUUCCCAGAACAAAAAGAUUUUUAUUAAAACAGAAAUAAUUGCUGUAUGUAUAGCAAAUGCACACUUAAACAUCAUUAACAUGAAUGGUUCAGUGAGAUCACUAUGUAACGUAACAGGUGUGUGGGUGUGUGUAAGUAUGUAGUAUUAAAUAGUAACAUCUUAAAAAAGGAAGGCAAUGCUCUGAGGAAAUGAUAAGCACCAGGGUGAAAGAAACAGCAUGCCAUUGAAGAGGUCUACAGUAUCUCAAAUUCGACUCCUCAGUUUGUGAAAGAUCCAGAACACAAACAGCUAUGGAGGUUAAUGUUGAAUGUUAAACACAGAUGAAUACAUGGAUGCACAUAGAUGAAUGUAUGUAAACAUAAAUGUAUAAAAUUGAUAUCAUUUGCACGCAUUUAUAUUGGAUGUAUCACUUUGUCCCCUCUCUAAGAAAAAGUUUGCAAUACAGCAAUGCAGUACAAUCCAGAUGAAAACACCAUGUGUUUGGUGUUUACUAUAAAAAGAGCUUUAACAUGCUCAGGCAGAGUAUGCCUCAAAUGUCCCUCUGUGCUUUUGUGUUUUGCUUAACAAAUACAUUUCAGAUUUCCA